CAUCAAACGACGUCGGAACUUCCAGUCAGAUAGAGAACUACCCCCAGAUUCAAUUGCCUAGUCGCCUUAUUCUGAGACACACCGACAUGCAAUAUAUCGCCGUGCAAACAUUCAUCUACACAAGUGGCAGACCAUCCAAAGCGGCAAAACUCAUUAAUGAAAACCCAGGGCGCGGUCCAGUUGUCGCCCGGCUCCAGGCCUACUUUGCUGGCCUCUGCUCCUUUCACAAACGCUGUCUCGGUUCAAGUCUCCCAGGAUUUCUGCUUUGGAUAAUUACCCAUAUUUAG
This is a messenger RNA of Periconia digitata, 287 nucleotides long. NCBI's taxonomy places the organism in Eukaryota, Fungi, Ascomycota, Dothideomycetes, Pleosporales, Periconiaceae. The record is from the annotation of a GenBank genome assembly.